GGCGCCUCAAUGAAGAGCGCUCACUCCUGCCUGGGGCAGUCUGAUCACAGCUCACAGACGUUGGAACUCUUGUACAGACUUGGGAAAGGAACUUCAGAAUGGUUUAUGCUAAGAGCUGGAUCCUGAAGAAGCACUUAGAAGGCAGCCCCACUCAUGGUAACUUUGAGUUGAAGACAGUUGAACUCCCACCCUUAAACAAUGGAGAGGUCCUGCUGGAAGCUUUGUUUCUCACUGUGGAUCCUUACAUGAGAGUGGCAGCCAAAAGAUUGAAAGAGGGUGAUAUGAUGAUGGGGCAGCAAGUGGCCAGAGUUGUGGAAAGUAAAAACUCAGCCUUCCCAACAGGAACUGUGGUAGUGGCUUCUUCAGGCUGGACAACUCACUCCAUUUCUGAUGGGAAAGAUCUGGAAAAACUGCCUGCAGAGUGGCCAGACACGUUACCAAUGUCUUUGACUCUGGGAAUAGUUGGCAUGACAGGGCUAACAGCCUACUUUGGCCUACUUGACAUCUGUGGUGUGAAGGGUGGAGAAACAGUGAUGGUUAAUGCAGCAGCAGGAGCAGUGGGCUCUGCUGUGGGUCAGAUAGCUAAGCUCAAGGGCUGCAAAGUUGUUGGAGCGGCAGGGUCUGACGAAAAGGUUGCCUACCUUAAAAAGCUUGGAUUUGAUGUUGCCUUUAACUACAAAACAGUAGAGUCUUUGGAAGAAACUUUGAAAAAAGCCUCUCCUGAUGGUUAUGAUUGUUAUUUUGAUAAUGUAGGUGGAGAGUUUUCAAACAUUGUUAUUCCCCAGAUGAAGAAAUUUGGAAGAAUUGCUAUAUGUGGGGCCAUCUCUGUAUAUAAUGCUACUCGCCCACUUCCCCCAGGCCCACCCCCAGAGAUUAUCAUCUAUCAGCAACUCCGCAUGGAAGGGUUCAUCGUCACCCGCUGGCAAGGAGACGUCCGCCAGAAGGCUCUGAAAGACUUGCUGAAAUGGGUCUUAGAGGGUAAUAUCCAGUACCAUGAAUACAUCACUGAAGGGUUUGAAAACAUGCCAGCUGCGUUUAUGGGAAUGCUGAAAGGCGAAAAUUUGGGGAAAACAAUAGUGAAAGUAUGAAAAAAAAAAAAAAAAGAGACACAUGGAAUCUGGAACUCAUUUGGAUGAUUACCACAGGUCUUUUUAACCAUUUAGUAAAAAUAUAUACUACCUUCAUUAUCUAAGAAAUUGUAAUCAGUUUGAUCUAUCUAAUAAAACACAUUUAAGUGGUAUGUAA
Hyaena hyaena (striped hyena) is the source of this 1245-nucleotide messenger RNA. It is a transcript of the gene PTGR1, whose product is annotated as prostaglandin reductase 1. Gene Ontology annotation, biological process: prostaglandin metabolic process. Gene Ontology annotation, molecular function: 2-alkenal reductase [NAD(P)H] activity; 15-oxoprostaglandin 13-reductase [NAD(P)+] activity. The transcript is spliced from 10 exons. The record is from RefSeq and is a predicted model, not a curated record. Bases 99 to 1088 code for a protein of 329 amino acids. NCBI's taxonomy places the organism in Eukaryota, Metazoa, Chordata, Mammalia, Carnivora, Hyaenidae. Gene Ontology annotation, cellular component: cytoplasm.